AUGUGUUUAGCAAUGGUUGAUGAUGUACGAUUAAAUCUAAAUGCAAACGAUUUACAUCAUCAUUUAACACAUGAAGAUAUGCUAUUAACUGUGAAUCGUGGGUUUUUACCAACAAAUCAUCAUCAAACAUCCGGAGGUGGAUUAUUAGUUGGACGUUCAGAAUCACCGUUAGAUUUACGUGGUGGAAUUAUUGAUAUUAAUAAUCAUACAUCAAAUCAAUCAACAAAUCAACAUGAUAUGUAUAAUAAUAAUUCACCGUCACCUCCACCUUAUUCACCAAAUUCAUCAGAUACACCAACACCCACGAAAUCAUCAAAAUCAUCAAAUGGUAACAAUCAUCAGUUAAUUAAACCUCCUUAUUCAUAUAUUGCACUAAUCACAAUGGCAAUAUUACAAUCACCGCAUAAAAAAUUAACCCUAAGUGGAAUUUGUGAAUUUAUUAUGACCCGAUUCCCAUAUUAUCGUGAAAAAUUCCCGGCAUGGCAAAAUUCAAUACGGCAUAAUUUAUCAUUAAAUGAUUGUUUUAUAAAAAUACCACGAGAACCAGGGAAUCCAGGUAAGGGAAAUUAUUGGACAUUGGAUCCAUUAGCUGAGGAUAUGUUUGAUAAUGGGUCAUUUUUACGCCGGCGAAAACGUUAUAAACGUCCAUCACCGAAUAUGAUGUUACGUGAUCAUCAUGCUUCAGCCAUGGUAGCAUCGUUUUUAAGUCAAGAAAGUUAUCAACAUGGAUUUUUCCCCCAUCCAAGUUUACAACAUUUACCAUCUGCAUAUUCUGCUUAUUUACCAGCAAAUAUUCCGUUAAUACCACCCAUGGAUUUAUCACGAUUAGGCCUAGGAAUUUUACCACAAUCAUCAUCAGCGGCGUCGCAGGCUGCGUCAAUAUGUAAACCGGUUCCAGUAUCAGCACAAACAUCUCAACAAUCUUUGAGUGCUGACACUGAACAAUUAUUAAAUUCAGGUGUAAGUGGUCGAAAAAAAAUGAAAACUGGUUUUUCAAUUGAAUCAAUCAUUGGUGAAAAUGUUUUGCCACAAAAACCAUUACAAUUAGUUAAAAUAAAAGUUGAUACAACACCGUCUUCAGUCAACGAUGAGAAUACAUCAUCAUCCACGACGGGAAAUCUUAAUUCGGCGGGUAAAAUUGGUGGUAUACAUAAUCCAAGUUCAGCAUUUUCACCAUUAUCCGGUUCAGAUGAAUGGACAAGAUGA
Messenger RNA from Chrysoperla carnea, 1206 nucleotides. RefSeq names its product forkhead box protein D1-like. The coding region runs from base 1 to 1206 and encodes 401 amino acids. The transcript has a single exon. Lineage: Eukaryota; Metazoa; Arthropoda; Insecta; Neuroptera; Chrysopidae. Gene Ontology annotation, biological process: anatomical structure morphogenesis; cell differentiation; regulation of transcription by RNA polymerase II. Gene Ontology annotation, molecular function: RNA polymerase II cis-regulatory region sequence-specific DNA binding; DNA-binding transcription factor activity, RNA polymerase II-specific. The record is from RefSeq and is a predicted model, not a curated record.